Molecule: messenger RNA, 2346 nt
Organism: Encephalitozoon intestinalis ATCC 50506
Lineage: Eukaryota; Fungi; Microsporidia; Unikaryonidae
Product: DNA replication licensing factor Mcm2
Exons: 1
Coding region: 1-2346 (781 amino acids)
Biological process (GO): double-strand break repair via break-induced replication; mitotic DNA replication initiation; DNA replication
Cellular component (GO): nucleus; MCM complex
Molecular function (GO): ATP binding; single-stranded DNA helicase activity; 3'-5' DNA helicase activity
Source: RefSeq, a predicted model, not a curated record
AUGGUGAAAAGAAGGCUUGAAGAGGACGAGAGCACGUCUGGAGAGGGACGAGAAGUGGGGAUGAGGAUGGUAAAGGAGCUUGAGAGCUCUGAAAUAGAUGAGAUAAAAGAGGAAUUAUAUGAGUCUUCGGAGCUUGAGGAAAGCGAGGUUAUGCAGCAUUCUGAUAUUGAAGACCUCAUAGGACAGGAGAUUUCAAGUAUGAAGUCUGAGGAAAACAAGGCAAGGAGAGAAGGAGAUUCUGGGAACGAGUACGACGCCGAGGACAUAUUUAAGGCUGACGAGAUUACAAAGGAUUUUUUUGAGCAAGGCUUUUUCCGGGUCAAGCUUACCAGGAAAUUUGUUCGUUUUUUCAAUGAGUUCCGAAAUAAGAAGUACAUUGGAAGGAUUCGGAAGAUGUGCUCGGAGAAUCUUGAGAGCAUAGAGGUGAGCUAUUUGGAUAUUGAAGAGGAAUCUACAGAUCUCCUGAAGCUCCUUAACCAGCAUGCAGAGAUGACGAUUGAGGUGAUGGACCAAGCUUUAUCCGAGGUGGUGAGGAUGCAUUUUCCAAACUACCAUCUCAUAAAGCCAAAGGUGCAUGCAAGAGUUGUUGAUCUUCCAGUGAGCGAUAGUAUCCGCUCACUGAGGAAUAGCCACCUUGGAAAGCUGGUGAGGGUAAACGGUGUGGUCACACGAAGAAGCGGUGUAUUUCCGCUUUACUCUAUUGUGAAGUUUAGCUGCCUUAAGUGCAAGUCUGUGUUUGGGCCAUUUGUGGCAUCAUCAUUUAAGCCUACACAUUGCUUUGAAUGCCAGUCGAAAGGGCCUUUUACUGUUAGUACCUCGGAGACCAUUUACAAGGACUUCCAGAAGUUAACAAUCCAGGAGAUUCCUGGGAGUGUCCCGCCAGGGUCUCUUCCUCGAUCGAAGGAGGUGCUGCUUUUCUAUGAUCUAAUUGAUUGUGCGAAGCCUGGAGAAGAGGUUGAGAUUGUUGGGAUAUACAAAAACAACUUCAAUGUGUCCUUGAACAUAAAGAAUGGAUUUCCUGUGUUUUUCACAGUGAUUGAGGCAAGUUCUGUUAGUAAAAGAGUUGGGAAGAUCGAGAUGACUGAAGAUGAUAUCAGGGAGAUCAGGAAGAUGGGAAGACAUCCGGAAAUCAAGAAAAUAAUAAUUAAUUCGAUAGCUCCAUCGGUGUAUGGACACGAAGAGGUGAAGAGAGCCAUCGCAUUAGCUAUGCUUGGAGGGGUUCCUAAGGAAAGUACAAGCCACAGGAUCCGGGGAGACAUUAAUGUCCUUCUUCUUGGAGAUCCUGGAAUGGCCAAGUCUCAGUUUCUCCGAUAUGUGGAAAAUACAUCGCACCGAGCAGUGCUGGCUACAGGGCAGGGAGCUUCGAGUGUUGGGCUGACGGCAUCUGUUCGGAAGGAUCCGGUUGUAAAGGAAUGGACACUCGAGGGAGGGGCACUAGUGCUAGCAGAUAAAGGAGUGUGCCUUAUUGAUGAGUUUGACAAAAUGAAUGAGCAUGACAGAACUAGUAUACACGAGGCGAUGGAGCAACAGUCGAUCUCGAUUUCGAAGGCAGGAAUUGUUGCAACAUUGCAUGCAAGAUGUAGCGUGAUAGCAGCGGCAAAUCCAAUAAGGGGGCGAUACAAUGGGUCUCUGACGUUCUCGCAGAAUGUAAAUCUGAGCGACCCUAUAAUAUCGAGGUUUGAUAUUCUCUGUGUUACAAAAGAUAAUAUCGACUCUGGAGAGGACGAGAAGACUGCAAGGUUUAUCAUAGAGUCUCAUGGAGGAGGAGAGAAGACCGAUGGGUUUGAUUCCAAAAAGAUGAUGAUGGGCCAGGAUUUGCUAAAGAAAUACAUACUGUACGCAAGGACCAAUGUGGUGCCUGUCUUCAAUGAUGUUGAUAUCGAGAAAAUCUCAAGCUUGUAUCUGGAGCUCCGUAAGGAGAGCUUGCCUUCUGGGCUUCCAGUGACUGUCAGACAUGUUGAGAGUAUUGUCCGGAUCAGCGAAGCAUUUGCAAAGAUGAGACUGAGUACAGCAGUCUCUGCCGAGGAUAUUGACGAAGCCAUUUCUGUUGUCCUCGACUCUUUCAUGGGAGCUCAGAAAUACUCUAUGUCGAAGAGCCUGAGGAAGAAGUUUAUAAAGUACUUCAACAGAAGCAACACAGAUGUUUUGAUUUUCCUUCUGAAAGAGAUGUUUAAUGAGAAGAUGAAGGCCUUCCAUUCCCAAUCUGUGUCUUUAGAUGAGUUCGAAAGGAGAAUUUCCUCCUUUGGGUUUUCAAUUCCAUCCAGCUUCUACUCUUGCGGCCUGUUCAAGAACAGCGGGUUCAAGCUUGACAGAGGGACAAGGCUAAUAUCAAGAAAUGCCUGCUAA